GUAGGCACGUGGGCGGGUCCCAGUCGACUCGUAUCCUGCAGCAGUAUAUGGUAUGUAAUUAACAAAUAAUUAAGUAUAUAAAUUAAAUUAAUAUAUUGACUAAUAUAACUUAUUUAUCUUAUAUAAAUGCAUCUACAGAGCUUGGAUCCUGGUACUCCCCAGGAUGCACCGAACUAUGUCACCUCCCUCCGCCUCCACACGUACGCCGACGGAAGUUAUACGUCGGAGAGAGAUGCUAGAAUUGACGCCGAGGUUCAUCGACUGGCCGCUGCCACAGGACGACAGGAGCGGCUAGACGAGGUGUAUUUGGAGGUGGUGCAAAUUGAUAGGUCACGGAUCUACGGCGUCGGGAGUGCCGGGCAGAGUCAGGCUAGUAGGGGGUCUAUCCGCAGCACGGGCAGUUCUGCGGUGUCUCAGCAGCUUUAUGAGACACGGAUCUCCACGCUGGAGGAGCGAUUGGCGGCAGAGCAAGCACAACGCCAACAGAUGGAGGACCGCAUGGCGGCAGAGCAAGCACAACGCCAACAGAUGGAGGAGCGCAUGGCGGCAGAGCAAGCAGCACGCCAACAGAUGCAGGACCGCAUGGCUCAAUUGGAGGCGUUUAUGAGGAUGUAUAAUGCUCAGCCACCUCCAGGGCCUGAUGCCGAUGAUGAUGAUGAUGAUGCUUAGAAUUAUUAAAACUAUAUAUUUAUGUUUUCAAACAAAAUUACAUUUGCACUUUCUUUUCAAAUUUAUGUUUUAUUGAACUAUAUAUUUCAAGUGCUUUAAUUAUUAAAACUA
This is a messenger RNA of Salvia miltiorrhiza (redroot sage), 780 nucleotides long. RefSeq lists its product as uncharacterized. Bases 127 to 669 code for a protein of 180 amino acids. NCBI's taxonomy places the organism in Eukaryota, Viridiplantae, Streptophyta, Magnoliopsida, Lamiales, Lamiaceae. The transcript is spliced from 2 exons. The record is from RefSeq and is a predicted model, not a curated record.